AGUUUUCUUAGCACGGUCAGUCGCCGAUUUUGUUUUUUGUUUUUUUGCAAUGUUUGCCUCGCACAACAAUUAACAACGCCAGUGGCACAAUCGGGACGUGCAAUUGUUUAAUUACUACUCGAAUGUCUAGCCAACGGCAGACUGUACCCAAAACAACAGAUGUAAUGCAAGUUUAUUCAAGUGCAGACCGAUUAUCCGCACCCCUUGGUCGCCAUCUCGCUCGCUCUUAUUGUACUGUCGUCGUGUGCACUUUGUGUGAAUUACAGCACAAAUAAGUCGAUCUCAAUGUUUUUAAAUGUAACGCCUGCCGACGCAUCAAGUUGCAAAAGCAAUAGAAAAUAUAUAUAGACUGUCAUUUAGGGCCACACCUACAAGACGCACGCUUAUCUCAACCGCACCAGUAACACCCUAGAAUCGAAGCAAUAGGUAACCCCCCGCACUCUGAGUUUCGGACUAUCCUCAGUUGUCCUGGCAACGGAGGAAUUAAGGACAUGCGAAGAGCAUUUCCAUACGCAGUGUGGCCUACGUUAUCUCUAUAAGAUGUCCUUGGCUGUAUCGCUGCGCCGAGCUCUUUUGGUGCUACUUUCCGGCGCCAUCUUCAUCCUGACGGUGCUCUACUGGAACCAAGGAGCCACCAAGGCCCAAGCUUACAACGAGGCACUAGAACGACCCCACAGCCAUCAUGAUGCCAGUGCCUUUCCCAUACCCGUCGAGAAGUCCUGGACUUACAAGUGCGAGGAUAAGCGAUGUAUACGGGUGGGCCAUCAUGGUAAAUCCGCCAAGCGGGUUUCCUUCAUCAGCUGUUCGAUGACUUGCGGUGACGUUAACAUUUGGCCCCAUCCCACCCACAAAUUUGUGCUCAGCUCCUAUACGCACAGUUUCUCCGUGGAGGAUGUACAGCUGCAGGUGGAAACCUCCCAUCGCGAAGUUCGCAAGCAGAUCCAGUUGGCCUUCGACUGGUUCCUAAAAGACUUGCGGCAAAUCCAGCGACUGGACUACGUUGGUAGUUCUUCAGAGGCAACUGUUAGCGAAUCUUCAUCAAAGUCUCGCCGUCACGCGGAUGUGGAACCAGCAGCCACGCUGUUUGGAGCCACCUUUGGCGUUAAGCAGGCAGGGGAUCUGAACAGCGUACAAGUUAAGAUCAACGUGCAGAAGUCAGGAGACCUUAAUUUUAGCCUAGACAACGAUGAAACCUAUCAGCUGAGCUCUCUAACCGAUGGACACCGCCUUCAAGUGGAGAUCACUGCAAACUCGUACUUUGGAGCCCGCCAUGGACUAUCCACGCUUCAGCAACUGAUCUGGUUUGAUGAUGAGGAUCAUCUGCUGCACACAUACGCCAACAGCAAGAUUAAGGAUGCCCCUAAGUUCCGGUAUCGUGGCCUGAUGCUGGACACCUCCCGGCACUUCUUCUCGGUGGAGUCCAUUAAACGAACGAUUAUGGCUAUGGGUUUGGCCAAGCUGAACCGCUUCCACUGGCACCUUACGGAUGCUCAGAGUUUUCCUUACAUUUCACGGUACUAUCCGGAGCUGGCAGAGCAUGGAGCUUACUCAGAAAGCGAAACAUACACGGAGCAAGAUGUACGCGAAGUGGCCGAGUUUGCCAAGAUCUAUGGCGUCCAGGUCAUACCCGAAAUUGAUGCCCCAGCCCAUGCGGGCAACGGAUGGGACUGGGGACCGAAGCGCGGAAUGGGCGAACUGGCCAUGUGCAUCAACCAGCAGCCGUGGAGCUUUUACUGCGGCGAACCGCCAUGCGGUCAACUGAAUCCGAAGAACAACCACACCUACCUCAUUCUGCAGCGCCUUUACGAGGAGCUGCUGCAACACACGGGGCCCACGGACCUCUUCCACUUGGGCGGCGACGAGGUCAAUCUCGACUGCUGGGCGCAGUAUUUCAACGACACAGAUUUACGCGGCUUGUGGUGCGAUUUCAUGCUGCAGGCGAUGGCCAGACUAAAGCUGGCCAACAAUGGAGUGGCGCCGAAGUACGUGGCUGUAUGGUCAAGCGCCCUGACCAAUACCAAGUGUCUUCCAAACAGUCAAUUCACCGUUCAGGUGUGGGGCGGUAGCACCUGGCAGGAGAACUACGACUUGCUGGAUAACGGCUACAACGUGAUCUUCUCGCACGUGGACGCUUGGUAUCUGGACUGCGGAUUUGGCAGUUGGCGGGCCACCGGAGAGGCUGCCUGUGCUCCGUACCGCACUUGGCAGAAUGUCUAUAAGCACCGACCUUGGGAGCGGAUGCGAUUGGACAAAAAACGCAGGAAGCAGGUGCUGGGAGGUGAGGCGUGCAUGUGGACUGAGCAGGUGGAUGAGAAUCAGCUGGACAAUCGGCUGUGGCCACGUUCCGCCGCUUUGGCUGAACGGUUGUGGACCGAUCCUAGUGAUGAUCACGAUAUGGAUAUAGUGCCGCGAGAUGUGUUCCGUAGAAUCUCAAUGUUCCGAAAUCGCCUCGUCGAACUGGGCAUUAGGGCAGAGGCCCUGUUUCCCAAAUACUGUGCCCAGAAUCCCGGCGAAUGCAUUUGAUAUUACCUCUAAGAAGUAAAAUGAAACCUCCUAAAGCCCCAAUCCCGCGACCCCUCCCAAAAUGUGCGUUAGUUAGUUGAUAGUCUAAUUGUUAUUUUAUACGGAUACCUAGGCUUCGAUUCGCAAGAAAGCAGGCGACUGUUUGAAAUGGUUUCUGGCAUAAACCAUUACUCGAAUUUCGUUUUCAUAGAAAAAAAAACAUAAAACCACACACACCCAUUUCUAGUACAAUCCAUCUUGAAAUAUAGCGCACAGAGACAUUGCAGUUGGAACGUAGAACGGUGGGAUGUAGGUAGAAAUGACCUGGUAGGGAAUCAAGUUGAGGUUGACAUGCAGGUGACGUUGAACAUUAGAGUUCAUAGUUUUAGUUGUAGAUUUCAUAUGCAUCAAUUCACAUACACAGACAUAGGCUUAUGAUAAAUAUAUAUAUAUACAUUAAUAGGUAGCUUUAGAUGAUAAAUCACAAUUAAAAAUUACGAACUUUUUGAUAUUUUUAAAAGCUUUAUUCGCAGAAUAUUAAUUAUUAAGUUUAAGGUGACAUCAAAUGAUCUUUUUCACUAUUAAUUUUCAUUUCUCUUUGUUUUAGUUUUGCUUUAAUUUCGCGUUGCCUUAAGUUAAAAUACAUUAAAUUACAUUUUCAGUGAUAUAAACAAUGUGACCUUAAAAAUCAGAAACAGAAAAACAAAAACUGCUAAAAGAGUAAAACUUAGAAUUAACAUUAACAAUUAAUCGUUACGAACAAUUUUUGCACGCAUUGGCACACAACUGACACUCGACUAGUAAAUUAGUAGCUAAUUUAGUAUAUACAUACACUAAAACGGGGGAAAAUUGUUGGGGUAUUCACAGUUUGUUUCGUUCAAUAUUUCUACAUUUGGAAUGAUUGAUAAGGAUCCCUAUGUUAGCAAUUUGUUUUCGUACUUAAGAUUUUGCAACAAAAUAUCAAACAAAAAAAAACGAAAAAACCUGAAUCCUGAACAUACAUUAGUUUAACAAUUUCUGCUGUAACUCCAAGUCACUCUCGAAAAUAAACUACAAGUCCAGUCUAA
Drosophila eugracilis is the source of this 3569-nucleotide messenger RNA. RefSeq names its product probable beta-hexosaminidase fdl. Gene Ontology annotation, cellular component: membrane. Gene Ontology annotation, molecular function: beta-N-acetylhexosaminidase activity. The record is from RefSeq and is a predicted model, not a curated record. The transcript is spliced from 6 exons. NCBI's taxonomy places the organism in Eukaryota, Metazoa, Arthropoda, Insecta, Diptera, Drosophilidae. Bases 541 to 2523 code for a protein of 660 amino acids. Gene Ontology annotation, biological process: carbohydrate metabolic process; ganglioside catabolic process; glycosaminoglycan metabolic process.